AUGGCGACUACCAGCAGACCUUGGUUUUGGCUGGGGAACGAGACCCUGAAGGUGCCUCUGGCCCUCUUCGCCCUAAACAGGCAGCGCCUGUGUGAGCGUCUGCGAAAGAACCCGGCCGUGCAGGCCGGCUCCGUGGUGCUGCUGCAGGGUGGGGAGGAGACGCAGCGCUACUGCACGGACACCGGGGUCCUCUUCCGCCAGGAGUCCUUCUUUCACUGGGCAUUCGGAGUCACUGAGCCCGGCUGCUACGGCGUGAUUGACAUCGACACCGGGAAGUCGACCCUGUUCGUGCCUAAGCUUCCUGCCAGCCAUGCCACCUGGAUGGGCAAGAUCCACUCCAAGGAGCACUUCCAGGAGAAGUAUGCCGUGGAUAGCGUCCAGUACGCAGACGAGAUCGCCAGUGUCCUGGCCUCACAGAGUCCCUCUGUCCUCCUCACUUUGCGCGGUGUCAACACGGACAGCGGCAGUGUCUGCAGGGAGGCCUCCUUCGAGGGCAUCAACAAGUUCAAUGUCAACAACACCAUUCUUCAUCCAGAGAUUGUGGAAUGCCGGGUCUUUAAGACGGACAUGGAGCUGGAGGUUUUGCGCUACACCAAUAGGAUCUCCAGUGAGGCCCACCGGGAGGUGAUGAAGGCCGUAAAAGUGGGAAUGAAAGAAUAUGAGCUGGAAAGCCUCUUCGAGCACUACUGCUACUCCCGGGGCGGCAUGCGCCACAGCUCCUACACCUGCAUCUGCGGCAGCGGCGAGAACUCGGCCGUCCUGCACUACGGACACGCCGGGGCCCCCAACGACCGGUCCAUCCGGGACGGAGACAUGUGCCUGUUUGACAUGGGCGGCGAGUACUACUGCUUCGCGUCCGACAUCACGUGCUCCUUCCCUGCCAACGGCAAGUUCACCCAGGACCAGAAGGCCAUCUACGAGGCGGUGCUGCGGAGCUGCCGGGCCGUCAUGAGCUCCAUGAAGCCGGGCGUCUGGUGGCCUGACAUGCACCGCCUGGCUGACCGCAUCCACCUGGAGGAGCUGGCCCGCAUCGGCAUCCUGAGCGGCAGCAUCGACGCCAUGGUCCAGGCCCACCUGGGAGCUGUGUUCAUGCCUCAUGGGCUCGGCCACUUCCUGGGCAUUGAUGUGCACGACGUGGGAGGCUACCCAGAGGGCGUGGAGCGCAUUGAUGAGCCCGGCCUGCGGAGCCUGCGCACUGCAAGGCACCUGGCGCCAGGCAUGGUGCUCACUGUGGAGCCGGGCAUUUACUUCAUCGACCACCUCCUGGACGAGGCCCUGGCUGACCCGGCGCGCGCCUGCUUCUUUAACCGCGAGGUUCUGCAGCGCUUCCGUGGGUUUGGAGGGGUCCGCAUCGAGGAGGACGUCGCGGUGACUGACAGUGGCACAGAGCUGCUGACCUGUGUGCCCCGCACGGUGGAGGAGAUCGAAGCAUGCAUGGCAGGCUGCGACAAGGCCUUUACUUCCUUCUCUGGCCCAAAGUAG
Pipistrellus nathusii (Nathusius's pipistrelle) is the source of this 1482-nucleotide messenger RNA. The record is from the annotation of a GenBank genome assembly. Lineage: Eukaryota; Metazoa; Chordata; Mammalia; Chiroptera; Vespertilionidae.